Dermatophagoides farinae (American house dust mite) is the source of this 997-nucleotide messenger RNA. The record is from RefSeq and is a predicted model, not a curated record. Lineage: Eukaryota; Metazoa; Arthropoda; Arachnida; Sarcoptiformes; Pyroglyphidae.
AUCUGAUGAAUCAUUAUUGAGAUUUUUUUUCAGAGCUAUUGUUGAAUGAUUAAUCAAGAUGAUACUUCCCGGAUUAAUGACACCAAGAUUCAAAUGAUGAUCAUGAGCAUGAUUUGUAAAAUUAUGGGCCAAUUUUCCUAUAAAAUCUACAAAUCUGAUGUUUAUAUUAUGUAAUGUUUGAUCAUUACGAUUGAAAAUCGAAUAAUUAAACAUGAAUUUAACAUCACCAUCUAUUGAAGCUAAUAAUCAUAGAAUUCUUGCUCUACCUUUUCCUGUGUCCAUUUUUAUAUUGAUUAAUCUAACUUUGUCUGGUAUACGUCCAAUUAAUAGUGAAAUUAUUAAUUCAAAAGAUUCAAAUGAUGAUUCAAAAACUGAAUAUCUUUUUAAAAGAUCGGCUCCUCGAGAGGAACCUAAUGAUGAUUAUAUGCAUUCACAAUUGAUGAAAGAUCUGGAAAUGCGUCUAUAUCAGAAUCAACAGCAACAAGUUAGUGGCAGCAGCCAUGAAGCCAUGGUUCCAAAUCAAUUACAACAAUCACCAUCAUCAAUUUCAGCUGCAACAAUUCAACAAAGACAAUUUACAAAUGGUGGUGGUCUACAAAGUGGAUAUCAAGGAGAAUCAGGUCGUUUACCGUUUGCCAAUUCUCUUUAUCCUUAUCUUGGAAGUAAAUUUUUAUCUUUAUUUCCAAGAAAAUCAUUCCAAUUGAAUCCAUAUAAUCCGUUCCCAUUUCUACCUAAUCUACUUCCACAUCUAUCUUAUAUGCCGUAUUCAAGUCAAUCAUAUUCGAAUCCUUGGAGUUAUGGUACGAAUCCAUAUUUUUCACCAUCAUUCUUAAAUCAUUACAAUAGUUAUAGCCAUUACAAUAAUCGUUUCAAUGCUCAUCAACCAGAGAUGACCAAUACAAAUGGUGGUUACAGAGAUUAUUCAACAUCUAGAUAAAAAUUUUUUAAUCAUUAUAUUUUUUUUUUUAAUUUCAGAAAACAAAAACAUUUUUGGAUA